AUGAAGCAGCUAGCCAUGGAGACCUCAACCUACGAUCCGUGCCUCCUUCACUACCGCGAUCCAAAGCAAGGAUUCGGCAUUAUUGGAAUGCAAACAGAUGAUACGCUCAUUGUCGCUGACGAAGCCUUUGCCAUACGAGAGGAAGAGCAAAUCAAACGUGCAAAUAUCCUUUGCAAGCCACGUGAACAGCUUAUAACCAGCAAACCGCUACGAUUCAAUGGUGCGGUAAUUACAGAAGAUGCCCAGGAUCACCCUUCGGAUAUAGUCAACUCCCGUGGCAAGAUUCGUAAGAAUGCAUCUCUGUAUGAGCAGUACGUUGCUCAACGAGCUCUUGGUGCAUAUAUUGCUUCUGUAUCCCAACCUGAAGCUUCGUUUGAUCUCUCUUUCGCAGCACAAGCCACACAACCGGAUGAAGAGGAUAUAAAAGCGCUCAACAAACGACUCAAAUGGCAGGCUGACAACCCCAACCACGGACUACGAUUCAUCAAGAUUAAUCUACGGACCGCACAAUUGUACGCAUUCAUUGAUGCUUCGUUCGCUAACAAUAAGGACUCGUCUUCACAAAUUGGCUAUAUUAUCGUACUCGCUGACGCCCAAAAUAACGCGAAUAUCCUCCACUGGUCCUCUACAAAGUGUAAGAGGAUUACCCGAAGCGUACUUGCUUCGGAGAUGUACGGUAUGGCCAAUGGAUUCGAUGCGGCUGCAGCAAUCAAAUCAACUCUCACCCAACUGCUGCAUCUUUUAGAGCCGCUCCCACUAGUCCUUUGCACUGAUUCGAAGAGCCUUUACGAAUGCCUCGUCAAGCUGGGUACGACACGUGAAAAACGCCUUAUGAUCGAUCUCAUGUGCCUCCGUCAAUCGUACGAACGUCAAGAGAUCACGGAAGUGAGAUGGAUCAACGGUAACAGCAAUCCUGCGGACGCCAUAACAAAGAGCAAGCCCUGCCGCGCUCUACAAGAACUUAUUGAUACGAACAAGCUACGUAUCGAUGUUAACGGAUGGGUAGAAAGGUCGUUAAUGAAGCGCAACUCUAAGUUAAAGAACGUACGAUUUGCAACACCUGUUACUACACCGGCUCCAUAG
This is a messenger RNA of Talaromyces stipitatus ATCC 10500, 1083 nucleotides long. RefSeq lists its product as uncharacterized. The record is from RefSeq and is a predicted model, not a curated record. Lineage: Eukaryota; Fungi; Ascomycota; Eurotiomycetes; Eurotiales; Trichocomaceae. The coding region runs from base 1 to 1083 and encodes 360 amino acids. The transcript has 2 exons.